AUGCACACCUCCGAAUUGCACGCCAUCAACACCAUCCUCGAUUUAUCCGAAAUCAUUCCCUCAUCAUCGCCCCAAUAUAAAUCUGAAUCCCAGACAUGGCAAGCCCAUCGAAACUUGCAUCCUAAAAUCCUCGCCGCGCCUCAAUCUUUGAAGACUCUUUCUGCCCUUGUUGCUUUUCUCGCUGCCUCGGAUCUGGAUUGGACGGCCAGAUGUCAAGGAAUAGGCGAUGCGAGUGCAAAGGAUGUGUUGGUGAGUUUGUCUGGUUUCAAAGACUUUGCUUUCGAUGAGAGCAGCGAGAGUAUUGUUGUUGGAGCGGGAUGCAGUUGGGGUGAGGUGGAGAUCAACUUGGAGGAGAAGGCGUCUGGAUAUCAAGGUAUGACUCCUCUUGAGCCUCAUCCGCUCCUUCAAAUGGUUAUGCUGAAAUAUGUUUGCAUCUANGCCGUGAGUGCGCGUUGCAGUUUUGUCGGCGUAGGUGGCAUGGUUCUCCACGGCGGCCUGUCUUGGAUCUCGUCAACGUAUGGUCUCGCGUCCGACCCUCAGAACUUUCUCGACGCUCAAGUCGUUAAGCUGGAUGGAACUGUCGUCUGGGCCUCUGAAGAACCAGACUUGCUUUUCGCCCUUCGCGGCGGCGGCCGCGAAGUCGCCGUCGUGACUGCUUUCAAGUUGAAAGUGUAUAGGUACUCGCCAGAUAUCUAUAGCGGGAGUGUGCAUUAUCCGCGCUCUGCGUUGAGGGAAGUCGCAAAGGGAAUUGAGGGAUUUGCAAAGAGGAUGGAGGAGUGGCCUGGUACGGCAAUGUAUCUGUACAACCUGGACUUGAUGGAAGGAUCUUUCAUCGGUGCAGCUGCACAACCAGGCAUAGCAAUCUGGCUAUUCGAUCCGGAAGGCGAGGAACAUGGACGACAAAUCUUUGAUUGGGCUUUCAAGAUCGAAGGCGCUAUCGACAAGACCAAAAUCAUGAGCCUGCGGGAGAUAAACCUUUACGGCGGUAAAGUUGCAUGUCCUUUCCUGAGAUGCAGGAUAUCAUGGCUUAUACAGAACAACCCCNNAGACAGUGUACUAGCAGCCAAGGGAGUCUGCUCGGCUUCAAUGUCGAACAUCACCAUUGCCUCACCCGCCAUGACAGAGUCACUAAUCCUCCGUGCCUGGGACUGGCUCGAAACCACAAUCGCCCUUGACCCCUCCAAACUCCACGUCGGCACUUUUGUCCUCCUCGAACUCUUCCAGAAACCCGUCUUUAGAUCUGCUGAUGGCAGUGAUCAGUGUGCUUGGCCACACACCACCAAUCAGCAUCUACUGCAACUGGGUGUGGGCAGAAUGGACGAAGGUGACUACCCUACUCAACUGGAUACGGACGCUAUGAUUAUGCUCAAAAAUGCUGGAAAGUUGAUUGUAGGAGAGAGCUUUUCCCCGGCGGACUACUUUAUCAACUUUCUGCAGCCGUGGAAUGAUCGGAGAGCGGUNUUUGGUGACAACUAUGACAAGCUUCAAGCGAUUAAGAGAAAGUACGACCCAAGAGGCGUCUUGGUUAGGGAGAACGAAUGA
Messenger RNA from Aureobasidium vineae, 1542 nucleotides. Lineage: Eukaryota; Fungi; Ascomycota; Dothideomycetes; Dothideales; Saccotheciaceae. The record is from the annotation of a GenBank genome assembly.